GAGGCGGGUUUCUUUUGUCACAUGACAGUGGUGGGAGAGGGUAGCUGAGCAGGCGCCUAUCACAGCGGUAGGAGUGGGGGUUGCCGCAAGUGCUUCAGGGGUUGCAGUGGGCGACGCGCCACUAUGCCGACUACACAGCAGUCUCCUCAAGAUGAGCAAGAGAAGCUCCUGGAUGAAGCCAUUCAGGCUGUUAAGGUCCAAUCCUUCCAGAUGAAGCGGUGCUUGGACAAAAACAAGCUAAUGGAUGCCCUCAAACAUGCCUCUAACAUGCUUGGUGAACUACGGACUUCGAUGCUUUCCCCAAAGAGCUAUUAUGAACUCUAUAUGGCUAUUUCUGAUGAGCUGCACUACCUGGAGGUGUACCUGACGGAUGAAUUUGCCAAGGGAAGGAAAGUGGCAGACCUUUAUGAACUGGUGCAGUAUGCCGGAAACAUCAUUCCGCGGCUCUAUUUACUGAUAACAGUUGGGGUUGUCUACGUGAAGUCCUUCCCUCAGUCCAGGAAGGAUAUCUUAAAAGACUUGGUGGAAAUGUGUCGUGGUGUUCAGCAUCCUCUGAGAGGCUUGUUUCUUCGCAACUACCUCCUUCAGUGCACGCGGAACAUCUUGCCUGAUGACGGAGAGCAGACAGAUGAAGAAAUGACCGGGGACAUCAGCGAUUCCAUGGACUUUGUGCUGCUGAACUUUGCCGAGAUGAACAAGCUUUGGGUGCGAAUGCAGCACCAGGGACACAGUCGUGACCGAGAGAAGAGGGAGCGGGAGAGGCAGGAGCUGAGGAUCCUGGUGGGAACUAACUUGGUUCGGCUUAGUCAGCUGGAAGGCGUCAACGUAGAGAGAUACAAGCAGAUUGUCUUGCCUGGCAUAUUGGAGCAAGUUGUAAACUGCAGGGAUGCACUAGCUCAGGAAUAUCUCAUGGAAUGUAUCAUACAGGUUUUCCCGGAUGAAUUUCACCUCCAAACCUUGAAUCCUUUUCUGCGUUCCUGUGCGGAGUUACACCAAAAUGUGAAUGUGAAAAAUAUCAUCAUUGCAUUAAUUGACAGGCUUGCGCUCUUUGCUCACCGAGAGGAUGGGCCAGGGAUCCCUGCUGAUAUUAAGCUCUUUGAUAUUUUCUCCCAGCAGGUGGCUACUGUCAUACAGUCUAGGCAAGAUAUGCCUUCAGAGGAUGUGGUGUCACUACAAGUCUCUCUCAUUAACUUGGCUAUGAAGUGCUACCCGGAUCGUGUUGACUAUGUCGACAAAGUGUUGGAGACAACGGUGGAGAUCUUUAACAAGCUUAACCUGGAGCAUAUCGCUACAAGCAGCGCUGUAUCAAAGGAGCUAACAAGGCUCUUGAAGAUUCCGGUUGAUACGUACAACAACGCCCUUACUGUCUUGAAACUGAAACAUUUCCAUCCCCUAUUUGAGUACUUCGACUAUGAGUCCAGGAAGAGCAUGAGUUGUUACGUGCUAAGCAAUGUGCUGGAUUACAACACAGAAAUAGUCUCCCAAGACCAGGUGGAUGCCAUCAUGAAUCUCGUAUCAACGCUCAUCCAGGACCAGCCUGAUCAGCCGGCUGAGGACCCAGACCCUGAGGAUUUUGCCGAUGAACAGGGCCUUGUGGGCAGGUUUAUCCACCUUCUUCGUUCAGAUGAUCCCGAUCAGCAAUACCUGAUUUUAAACACUGCCCGGAAACACUUUGGCGCAGGUGGAAACCAGCGUAUUCGUUUCACAUUGCCACCCUUGGUUUUUGCAGCAUACCAGCUUGCUUUUCACUAUAAGGAGAACUCUAAAGUGGAUGACAAAUGGGAAAAGAAAUGCCAGAAGAUCUUCUCAUUUGCGCACCAGACGAUCAGCGCUCUGAUCAAAGCUGAGUUGGCAGAGCUCCCUCUCCGGCUGUUCCUCCAAGGUGCUCUGGCGGCAGGAGAGAUUGGAUUUGAGAACCAUGAAACGGUAGCCUACGAAUUCAUGUCCCAGGCGUUCUCUCUGUAUGAAGACGAAAUUAGCGAUUCAAAAGCACAGCUGGCCGCAAUCACCUUGAUAAUUGGGACAUUUGAGAGGAUGAAAUGCUUCGGCGAGGAGAACCAUGAGCCCUUGAGAACUCAGUGUGCUCUGGCGGCUUCCAAACUGCUGAAGAAGCCUGAUCAGUGCCGAGCCGUGAGCACCUGUGCCCAUCUCUUCUGGUCUGGCCGGAACAUGGACAAGAACGGCGAGGAGCUUCAUGGAGGAAAGAGAGUCAUGGAGUGCUUGAAAAAGGCAUUAAAAAUAGCAAAUCAGUGCAUGGACCCAUCUCUCCAAGUCCAGCUCUUCAUAGAAAUUCUGAACAGAUACAUCUACUUUUAUGAAAAAGAGAACGAUGCAGUGACAAUUCAGGUUUUGAAUCAGCUUAUACAAAAAAUCCGGGAAGACCUUCCUAAUCUCGAAUCAACGGAGGAGACAGAACAGAUCAACAAACACUUUCACAACACGCUGGAGCACUUGCGCUUGAGGAGGGAAUCGCCGGAAUCUGAGGGGCCGAUCUAUGAAGGGCUGGUCAUUUAAAAAAAGAAGACCCCCCCCAUGCUAUUGGAUCAUCUUUCCAUUUUACAACACAGUACCUGUUUUUUUAAAAAAAUAAUAAUUAUUAUGCUAGAGUUCAUAGAUUUGUGCCUUUCGGAAGUGCCAAGUUAGGCUACCUGUUCUUGUUCGUUCUCUCUCUCUCUCCCUCCCUCCCUCCCUCCCUCCCUCUCCCCCCCCAUUUUUUUUGUAUGUGUGUUCAGUGCUUUGCUUUGAAACACCUGCAUUGACUAUUUCUACCAAUUUUUUCCCAACUCUUUCGACCAGCAGCUCAAUAGAGACCAUCAGUAAAUUAGCAUGACUGAAGUCAUUUAAAAAAAAUAUAAAUUCAUGUGACAAUGUCUCCUUCUGUCUCUCUCCUGCAUUCUAAUCUCUCCUCACCCCCCAGCAUCCAAGCUGUUUAAUGUCUAACCUGGCUUUCCAUCUGCAAGUGUUAAUAGAUGUGUGUGCUGGUUUAUUUUUACAGAGAACUUUUCUUUAUAUGUUGGAUUCUGCUUCUGCCUUCCUUUGUUUUUCAAAUUGCUUCUCAAGGAUAUGUCAGAUUUUUUUCUUCUCUCUUCCCCCCUCCUUCCCCCUUUAAAACUAGAAUAUAUUAAUGCAUGUUUUUGGAGUUGUAAAGCACCAUGCUCGAGAAAAUAAAAAUAAAAUUCGGAAGCUAUAUUUUGCAUAUGAAGGCUCCGUGACCCACAGUGAAGGGCCAGUAAUGUGCACAGGGCAUAUUUAUCAAGGUAACUUUAUUUCCGCAUAGUAUUAAGAGAAAUCAAAAGAGUAAUAGAUGAAUUGUGGUCUCUAGAGUAUAUGUAUAACCUUCAUUACUGUAAAAAAAUUAGAGGGAAACGCAUUACACAGUUCUACUCCGUAUCAUGAAUUUGCACCAGUGAACCAAUAAAGUUGCUAUUAACGAG
Messenger RNA from Rhineura floridana, 3434 nucleotides. RefSeq names its product VPS35 retromer complex component (gene VPS35). Gene Ontology annotation, cellular component: retromer complex; late endosome; retromer, cargo-selective complex. Lineage: Eukaryota; Metazoa; Chordata; Lepidosauria; Squamata; Rhineuridae. The transcript has 17 exons. Gene Ontology annotation, biological process: intracellular protein transport; retrograde transport, endosome to Golgi. The record is from RefSeq and is a predicted model, not a curated record. Bases 124 to 2514 code for a protein of 796 amino acids.